Messenger RNA from Pangasianodon hypophthalmus (striped catfish), 1067 nucleotides. RefSeq names its product stanniocalcin 1, like (gene stc1l). The transcript is spliced from 4 exons. Lineage: Eukaryota; Metazoa; Chordata; Actinopteri; Siluriformes; Pangasiidae. Gene Ontology annotation, biological process: intracellular calcium ion homeostasis. Bases 61 to 849 code for a protein of 262 amino acids. Gene Ontology annotation, molecular function: hormone activity. The record is from RefSeq and is a predicted model, not a curated record. Gene Ontology annotation, cellular component: extracellular region.
CAAGCCUCAAACAAAAAAAUAAGGUCUAAGUCAGGAAAAGACACCUUUGGCCAGAAAAAAAUGCUCCUAAGAAUUCUUUUCCUCAUAUUCCUUAUCUCAUCUUUAUCUGCCAUUGAAACAGAGCAGUAUGCACCUGCAAUAAGAAAAACUCGUUUCUCAGCCAACAGUCCAGCAGAAGUGGUUCGCUGUCUGAACAAUGCUCCACAAGUGGGUUGUAGUAAAUUCUCCUGUCUGGAAAAUUCUACCUGUGACACCACUGGUAUGCAUGAUAUCUGUAACAUCUUUCUCCAUGCAGCAGCAGUUUUUAACACAGAGGGUAAGACUUUUUUCAAGGAGAGCAUCAAGUGCAUCGCCAAUGGCAUCACCUCCAAGGUUUUUCAGACCAUCCGACGCUGUGGCACCUUCCAGAAAAUGAUUACUGAAGUGCAAGAGGAGUGUUACAAAAAACUGGACAUCUGCGGAGUAGCCCGCUCAAACUCUGAUGCCAUUGGAGAAGUGGUGCAGGUGCCCAGACAUUUUCCAAACAGGUACUACAGCACACUGCUGCAAAGCCUAAUGGACUGUGAUGAGGAGACAGUGGAAGUGGUCCGCUCUGGGCUUGUGGCUAGGCUAGGCCCUGACAUGCUCACCCUCUUUCAGCUGCUGCAAAAGAAGCCCUGUCCCCAGGACCUUGGUCAUGGUACUGCUGGUAUGGAGGGCCUAGAGGGCUUCCGCUGGCCCAUGGGAGCACCCAUGUUCAAAAUCCAAUCUGAUUUGCAUAACAGGGAACCAAAUCACCUCUUUGCCAAAAAACGUUCAGUUGAAGAUAAGAUACUGAACACCAAGAUGCUAAACACAUUAAAGAAAUGAUUCCGCAGAAACCUUUUUUUUUUUUUUUUUACCACAAAUAUAGUCAAUCAGCCAUGCCAUAUAUGAUAUCCAGUAUUUUACUUUUUUAGUGUUGCACUACAGCAACAAUAGUAAAAUAAUGGAAGUUAUAGAAGCCUUUGACUACAAAUUAGCAUCUUGCAAAUGGCAGUUCCUAAAAUCAUGCACUUCCUUCAAAUAAAUGAAUAAUGUCAAACAGA